This is a messenger RNA of Myxocyprinus asiaticus (Chinese sucker), 868 nucleotides long. RefSeq names its product neuropeptide Y (gene npy). Lineage: Eukaryota; Metazoa; Chordata; Actinopteri; Cypriniformes; Catostomidae. Bases 106 to 396 code for a protein of 96 amino acids. Gene Ontology annotation, biological process: neuropeptide signaling pathway; feeding behavior. The record is from RefSeq and is a predicted model, not a curated record. Gene Ontology annotation, molecular function: neuropeptide Y receptor binding; neuropeptide hormone activity. Gene Ontology annotation, cellular component: extracellular region. The transcript has 4 exons.
CCGCACAGGUAUAAAACCAGACGACGCACGAUUCAGCAUUCAGAAAAAUCGGAAAAGUCGACACCCAGCUGGCAAGAAGUGCAAUCAUCAAAGUCCUCGUCCAAGAUGCAUUGUAACAUGAACCUGUGGAUCGGUUGGGCAGCGUGCGCCUUCCUCUUGUUCUCCUGCUUGGGAACUCUUACGGAAGGUUACCCAACAAAACCCAACAACCCGGGUGAGGACGCACCUGCGGAAGAGCUCGCCAAGUAUUAUUCAGCAUUAAGACACUACAUCAACCUCAUAACAAGGCAGAGGUAUGGCAAAAGAUCCAGUGCUGACAACUUAAUUUCAGACCUUCUGCUUGGUGAAACAGAGUCCCACCCCCAGUCAAGAUAUGAGGACCAUUUGGUGUGGUGAUCUCAGCAAUUGUGUGUUCAUCCAGUUACGUGUCAUCAUCUGUUCAACGUUAUUACACCAACCAGGUCUCAUAAAAUUAAAAUCCUCUGUAACAUCAAGAUCAGCAACUUCUUGUGAAGCUACCACUGUCCCAAUAAGGAUAGUGAACACAUUGCAGAACAUUAAAAUAAAACACAUCAGAUCAUCGAACAGGAAAAUGUCUGUACGAGUACACGUCUGUGUGAAAUGCUCCAACAUAUAUAGUUCUGUUGAAUAUGGACUUGUAGAAAUUUGUGCUCUCUUUCAUCACAGAUCAAUGAGCCAUCCAAAAAGGUGAUUGUACAAAGGCUUACUGUGUGUAUGCCUGUUGUGUCCAUUGUAAUCCUAAAGAUCAAAGGAGAGUCAUUACUUACUGCACAGUAAAACAGUGAUAAUCAAAUCCACUAUAUUUGAAAGAGUUGUCUGUGGUCUUCUCUCAGUAAUGAUAUGGAUA